Clonostachys rhizophaga is the source of this 552-nucleotide messenger RNA. The record is from the annotation of a GenBank genome assembly. Lineage: Eukaryota; Fungi; Ascomycota; Sordariomycetes; Hypocreales; Bionectriaceae.
AUGAAAACUCAUAUCGCUCAUUCGAACUACUCCCGCCCAGGAAUCCUCCACACCAUCUUCUUCCACCGCUUCUUCCCGGCCGUCACCCCGCAGACCCGCGAGGUCCUCGACCUCUCCCUCCCCUACGUCGACAACGACGAGCUCGAGACCAUGAUCGACCAGCGCGCCGCCGCCCUGGAGCGCCAGCUCGACGCCGAGCGCUCCUCGGCCAGCAUGAGCACGGGGGGCGGCAGCCGGGGCCAGUUCACCGUCCAGUUCUUCGAGAAGCGCCGCCGCAAGGCCUGGCUCACCCGGGGCGACGACGAGGUCUGCUGGGAGUGCUGGACCCUCAAGGUCACCGUCGCCGAACCCAAAACUGAGACUGAACGAGCCAAAGUGCGACGAGCUAUGGAACAAACACUCCAAACGACCGUGAUGAAGAUUGUUACAUUUGUUAAUACUCAUAAAGAUCACAUCCCUCCGAUCACUACACAAGGCGUGAAUCCGUUCCCGUAUAAAAUCACUGUUGAUCAAAAGGAGUCGAGCUGGGCCAAUCGCAUGCGAAUGUACUAG